GUAGAGUGUUACAUCAGCGAAUGAUUUACAGAUUUAAUGUGAUCAUUGUAUGGUUAAGAAUUUUAAUCGUGAGAAAUUACACAGAAAUAUAGAAAAUUCUUUAUAACGCAUAUUACUUUCAUUAAAGUGAAACAAAUUCACCGUAAAAUGCAAAAGACAUUUAUCUUUCACUAAUGAACAUAUAAUCACAUUAGAACGCAAAAAUAACAUACUGUAAGAGGUUAUGACGUUAUUUCUCACUGCAUAUCCGUACGUCAAAGUUAAUAAAUGAUAUCGUAUGUCAGAAGUUGUACAAAGCCGAUUUUUUCCAACAAUAAGUUUAUUUUAAAUUCUGGAAGAAUAUUUUAUACCACCAUGGUUAAAUACUUAAAACAACAGGAAAGUAUCAAUAUAGAUAAAGAUUUAUUUGAUAAAUACAAGUUCAGCGUAGAUCAGUUAAUGGAAUUAGCUGGACAGAGUUGUGCAUUCGCUAUUGCUCAUAGUUACCCAUCAUUAAAAAGUUCUGAGCAAAAAAUUUUAGUCUGUUGUGGACCAGGAAAUAAUGGUGGUGAUGGACUUGUUUGCGCUAGACAUCUGAAACAAUUUGGAUAUAAACCAGAGAUUUAUUAUCCUAAAAGGACAAAUAAUACAUUGUACAACAAUUUGUUACAUCAAUGCAUUGAAAAUGAUAUUCCCUUAAUAGAGAAUGACUUGGAAAAUUUUGCUUCAACACAAUUGUGCCAGUUUGGUCUCAUAGUAGAUGCUUUAUUUGGAUUUAGUUUUAAACCACCUGUUAGAGAAGCAUUUAUUCCUAUUAUUCAUCUGUUAGAGAACACAGCAAUUCCCAUCUGUAGUAUAGAUAUACCAUCAGGUUGGGAUGUUGAAAAUGGACCACCUACGAAUGGUGGAAUAAAGCCAGAAAUGUUAGUGUCAUUAACAGCACCAAAAAUGUGUGCUCAACAGUUUAAAGGGAAGUAUCAUUAUUUAGGUGGACGAUUUGUACCUAAAAAAUUGGAAAGAGAGUAUAAUCUCAAUUUACCUGAAUAUCAAGGAACUGAUCUGAUUGUUCCUUUGCAUUAAACUAAAAUUAUAUACUACAUUAAAGUCUUAUAAUAAUGCUGUAAUUAUUCAUUAAUAUUCAGUACACUAUGUAAUAUUUAAAAAGUAUGGAUAAAAUGUUUUUGUUAUUUUA
This is a messenger RNA of Nomia melanderi (Alkali bee), 1171 nucleotides long. RefSeq names its product NAD(P)HX epimerase (gene Naxe). Gene Ontology annotation, molecular function: NAD(P)HX epimerase activity. Gene Ontology annotation, cellular component: mitochondrion. Lineage: Eukaryota; Metazoa; Arthropoda; Insecta; Hymenoptera; Halictidae. The record is from RefSeq and is a predicted model, not a curated record.